Cydia pomonella (codling moth) is the source of this 1932-nucleotide messenger RNA. RefSeq lists its product as uncharacterized. The transcript has a single exon. NCBI's taxonomy places the organism in Eukaryota, Metazoa, Arthropoda, Insecta, Lepidoptera, Tortricidae. The record is from RefSeq and is a predicted model, not a curated record. Bases 561 to 1541 code for a protein of 326 amino acids.
AAUUAAAUUAUAAAGUGCUAUAAAACCUAAGAAAAUCCCACUAAAAGUUAUAUCAAGUGAAAGCUAAGUGACUAGUUAUUAAAAAAACAUGAAAAUUAUUCUUAAAAUAUGCAGUAUCAGUGCUUAAAUAGUUGUUUAAAGUGCUCCAACGGAUGUGAUAGACUUAAAAACUAACAAACGACAAAUUACACUGUCUCGCCAUUGGUCGAUCAUACACCUGUCCCGCUUCUACCAAAGCGAAAGCUACCGCCGAUAUCUUCCCUCCUCUGCGCUGAUUGGCCGAACUACAGCAAGCAGAAAGGUAAACACAGCAAAGCAAGAUGAAGUGCCUUGUUUGCGAUCAUGAAAUUAAAUAUGCAAGCGAAAUGAUAAAAUGCACAGCAUGCGGAAGACACUGUCACCAAUCCUGCCUAAACAUGACUUCUGCAUAUUAUAUGGCCAACCAUUUCACACUAGAAAAAAACUGGCUCUGCGAAUUGUGCAAUAAUGUUACCCGUCGGCCAAAAAAUGAUAAUACACCAAUUCGAAAACCUGUUGCACUAAAUCUAAACGACACAACAAUGUCAGUCGAUGAUCCCGUACACGACCGUACAGAUACCACCCCAGGACCCCAGGACACUUUAAAAACUCCACCAAAUGUGUACUCUAGUAAAGAGAGCCCCGUUACCCUCGACAGUAUUAGUAAACUGCUGGACUUUAAACUUAGGGAAAACAACCAGUCAAUACUUAACGAUCUCAAAAACACAAUACAACUCGAGAUAAAUAAAUCGAUUGCCGACCUAAUGACAGACAUUACUUCAUGCACUAACCAAAUAACUACGGAGCAAACUAGCAUAAAAAGUAGCAUAACGAACAUAGAAAGUAAAAUAAAAAUCCUAGAAAGGAAAAAUAUUACACUCCAACAAGAAUUAAACCAACUGGAUCAACAAAUAAAUCAAAAAUCGCAGGAUACCUACGAACAUAAUAGUAAAAUAAUAGUCUUGCACGGCUUAUCUGAAUAUCGCGAUGAACAUGAGGUUGAUAUUGAGAACCGUAUUAUAUAUCUAUGUCACGAUGUCCUAGGCAUCGAUCUAACUGGAUACAUAGAAGAGACUUCCAGAAUAGGAAGAAAUAGCAGGACCAAUAGGCCACUGAAAAUUGAAUUAAUCAGUAAAAGAAUGGCUAAAUAUGUCCUACAAAAUUCGUGGCUUUUUAAAAACACUGGUAUAUCUAUCUCUGAGUACUUAACCGGAAAGGCACUAGAGCAUAGGAAGCUUCUAGUAUCGAAUUUACGAUUAGCUCGACAGAACGGUCAACAUGCUGUUAUCCGUGAUAACAAGCUCGUAGUAAACGGAAGAAUCACCCACCUAGAACCACAAUUCCCGCCAGAUCACGAGAUACAAAAUAUUAACGUAGACGCGAACUAUCCAUCGACCGCACAUAGCACCCAUGAAGACUUCGACUCGGCUUGUUCACAAAACAAUACUAUUUCUAACACUCCCGGCCUAGAUACCCGUAACGAGCAAAAUAACCAUUCAUUUCGCAACAUCACCGGCGCUUAAAAAAAUCAAUAACACCAACCUUAAUAUAUUAUAUCAAAAUAUGCAAAGCCUAAGCAAUAAAAUACCGUUACUUGAGUCACUACUAGAAUGCGAUAAUAGACACCAGUACGAAGCACUUUGCAUUUCCGAAUCUUGGCUGUCGAAAGAAAAAAGUGAAAUCAUUAACAUCGGAGGAUACGUCCUCGCGUCAUCAUACUGCAGAGCGAACUACGCGGGCGGAGGCGUUUGCAUACUACUGCGGGACAACCUGCUGUACGAGGAGCGAAAGGAUAUUGUGGAUUACUCGGUCGAAUAUGUCAUUGAAAUCGCUGCCAUAGAACUUAUUAAGUUAAAUGUAAUCAUUAUUGUAAUUUAUUGGAAUAAUAGAAAUGUUGAUUCUUUUUACACACAA